CAACAUCAACGUUUUUGGUAAACAAUAGCUGUUGUUGAGAAGCAGCAGAGAUUCAAUUCGUGGAAACCCAUCAAGAAUGGCAAAAACAACCCAUGAAGAACUAAAAGUGGUGAAGCAGGAAUUGGACAAAUCUUACCUUCCAGACUCGAUUUGGGCAGACGAUAACCGAAUGGGUGUGCUCUUGAGCGAAUUUCGACCCAGGAAGGUUAACCCAGAUAGCUAUGACAGCAAAUUAAAGUUCUGGAAGGAAUUGAUUUCCUCCUACUGCACUGCUACAGGGCACUGCGUGGUAUCUAUAGCCGGCCUGAAAGAAUCCUUUCGCCGAAAGGGAACUGUACCAUACUGCCUUCAGACGGUGUUUGAUGAAAUGGACGCGAAUGGGGAACUUAUGCAAUUGGAGCAACUUUUGGAACAAACCGCAUCUUCCGGAUGGAGCCAAUGGGCCUUUAAUAAAUUCAUGCAAACUCCUGUUAGGUGGGGCUAUGAAAAAGCUCGUCACACGUUAGUGGGAAAUACUCGUAAUGAAUCACAACAAUAUGUUGUGAAACAAGUGGCAAUGCAUCACGCGGAACAGAUCGAACAAAUCAUCAACAAGCAGGGAUUGUGCAACAAAAUUUUGAGUUACGACGACUUGGUUCAGAUUGUGAAGCAAUCGUCGAAUGUUGUGGAAGGCGGAAUUCGACCAGUGGUAGCUUUGCUCGAACAACAAAAACGUUUAACGAAAGAAAUUCUCCUUGAAGAAACGCACAAACGUGAAAUUAUCAAAUUCGCCAAGCCAAACAGUGUCGCCCAACCCAUUUCCCAUCUCGAGAGGUCCAUUUUCGAGUUGGAACAAAGUGAAAAGGAGCUGAAAAACAGCAUAGCGAGCAUUGAUCAGCAGAUUGGCGAAACCAUGGGGGAAGUGCAUAAAUGCAUCAAAAAUGGCUGCAAGCAGUUGGCUAAAAGUAAUUUGAAGAAAAAGCACACACUCGAACAAAAUAUGCAACGGAAAGUUAGUGCGUUAGAAAAUUUACAACAUAUACUUUCAAAAAUUCACGAUAGUCAGUUGGAGAAGAACAUAAUAGAAGCAUAUAAGCUGGGCACAAAAACUUUGAAGCAGGCAUUUGCCGACUCUGGUUUAACACUUGAUAGUGUGGACAAUACACUGCUGGAACUGAAAGAUGUUUUGGAGACACAUGAUGAGAUGCAAAACAUGAUCGGUGCAGGCGCAAGUACGUCGGAAGACGUUGACGACCUAGAUCUUGAACAAGAAUUAAGCGGUCUUAUCGAUAUGAGUGUGAAAGAGACUAACAAUGAGGAUAAGCAUAAAAUCCAUAUUGCUUCAACGGUGCGACCGGCGGAAAUGAAAGAGCUUGAUCAGUUGCUAGAUUUUGACAAGGAAAUCGAAAAAAGGCUUGCGGCUCUGAGAGUAGAUAGUACGCUACCGCAACGACCAGAACAGAAAACAGCCCAUCCACAGAUUUGAUGUUUAGCAACUAUCAAAUGUUAAAUUUUAU
Molecule: messenger RNA, 1496 nt
Organism: Anopheles cruzii
Lineage: Eukaryota; Metazoa; Arthropoda; Insecta; Diptera; Culicidae
Product: charged multivesicular body protein 7
Exons: 3
Coding region: 77-1465 (462 amino acids)
Biological process (GO): late endosome to vacuole transport via multivesicular body sorting pathway; vesicle budding from membrane
Cellular component (GO): ESCRT III complex; multivesicular body; cytoplasmic side of plasma membrane
Source: RefSeq, a predicted model, not a curated record